GGAACCGGUGGCUUUCAAGUGCUAAACUAGACUUACUUUCUAUUCAUAGUUCCCACAGAUAUCUUUAACUCUGCUCGGCUCGAAGAUAUUUUAUUACAGAGAGUUAAACUUUAUAUGACAUUAAAGCAACAUGUCUUCAGCUAGCCACAAUGACAGCAGGAUAAUGAGCACGUAAAGCGACAAAAAUCUGUCACCGUGGGCGGAAGGCUGUUCAGCAGUUAACGGUUCUUAUUUUUUUUUGGUAAAAGUCGACGCUUUUGUCUGGCUUUAGCAGCAUGUCUUACUUGGAGUGGGCUGAGUCUCAGCUUGCAGAGAUUGAGCUGCUAACCAGCAUGUUCCCCACGCUGGAUGAGCUGGAGCUCACCGACCAGCUGGCACUAGCGGAGCUCAGGGACUACGUGGAGAGCUCAGCUUCAGCAGACAGCCCUCCUCCCUCCAGACCGCAGUUUCUCAUCAAACAGAAGCUGGACUGUGCAAACACGGAGGGGAUGGAGGUCAUUGUGUCCUGUGCGUAUCCAUCUGAAUAUCCCAGUGUGUUGCCAGAAAUAACAGUCCGGUGUUCCAGUCUCAGCCGGGCCCAGCAGACAGAACUCCAUGCGCAUCUAAAUACAUACCUCAUGGAAAACUGCCAGGGGGAAGUAUGUGUUCUUUCUGCUGUUGACUGGGUGAAAGACAACUUGCAGGUCUUCGUUAAUAAGAGCUCAUUAGCAGCACCACCUCCCAAGAAAGAGUCUGCCUCCCCACAGCCGCGGGAAGUUUUCAGCCGACUGUGGAUCUACAGCCACCACAUCUAUAACAAGUCGAAGCGGAAGAACAUCUUGGAGUGGUCCAAGGAGCUGUGCCUGUCAGGAUUCAGCAUGCCUGGGAAGCCUGGUAUUGUGUGCGUGGAAGGUCCUCAAUCUGCCUGUGAGGAGUUCUGGUCCAGAGUCAAGGCUCUGACAUGGAAGAAGAUCAUGAUUCGACAUAGAGAGGAUAUUCCCCUUGAUCGUCAGGGCGAGGGCAGCGGGAUUGUUGAAAGUUUAGACUGCCUGCGCAAAUUCACCGGCUUUGAAGAGGCAAUGUUUGACCCCCAUGGGAACAGAGGUAAUCACAUGGACCUUGGGCAGCUCUAUCAGUUCCUAAAUGAGAAAGGCUGUUGUGAUGUCUUUCAGAUAUAUUUCGGGAUUGAAGGGAGGUAGUGGUCAGACCUCGAGAAUAAAUUUGUAGUGAUUUAACGUGUGCCUUGUCGGGGAAGUCACUUUGUCUGAGAAGAACUUUUAGGUUAAACAUGGAGAUGCAUUUGUUAUGAAUGUUUUUGUAUCACAUGGAAGCACACAUUCGUAGCCUGAUUCUGCAAUUUGGGGAAACAGUGUUCUCAUUCGUUUUACUUAAUAGGCAUAUUUUUCAAAAAGAAGCAUUAGAAAGAGUUGUCUCAAGGACUUCAGUUAUAUUUGCAAUUUUAAUACUCCUGCAUGUGCCGCAGAUCACACCUUGCCCUAGGUGUUUCUUUUCUCAAAUGGCCCCAGUGUGUAUUACAAACAGGCUAUUAUAGGAUUUUCAGGUCUGAUACCGCUUUAAUAAUUGGACAACAUAGUCAACAAUAUGCUGGAUAUCUGUUUUUGAAAUCUGUUGAUUUUCUUCUUAUGAAUUAUAGAUACCAUAGCCAUGGAAAGCCUUUCUCUAAUUUUCUUUUGAAUGAUUAGCUGUUAGAUAAAUUGGACGUUAUUGAGGAUUACAAUCUGGCAAUUAAAACGUGUGGAUAUUGAACGUGAAUCUUAAUUCUGCCCCCUCAAGACUGAGAUGGAAAUUUAAAAGAGAACAUUCCUAUAGAUGUAUAUGUUGAUUGUAUUACUCUGGGAUCAUAUCAAAUAUAUGGUAUUGAUUGAUAUUUUCGUGCUGGUUUCAUUAGCAAAGUGCUCACACAUGACCUCCUGCGUACAGUAAGCACUCAUACUGUAUCCUUCUCUUGUUGUCACAUACACACACAUAUCUUAUAGAAAGGAUCUCCUCAGAGGAGUUUGAACCCUGACCGAGCAGGUUGGACUCUGCUGAAAAUUAACUAAUAAAGCUAAUGAAAGCACGGCCAUGUCCUGGGAGCUUUGAUGUUACAACUGUACUUGAAGACUUAAUGAGGUUUACGUUCAUACAAGGUUGUAUGAUGAAAGGAAAUAACAAGGACACACAACUUGAAGACAAUGCUAAUUUUAUAUUUUUGUAUUAGAUCGAGUUUGCUUGCAGACUAGUUUGUUCUGUGAUGCCCAGCAGAUGGCAGCAUUAUAUAAUGAAAUCCGGCAAACAUGGCAACCUCAGAUGUUAUCUGUGACGACGGGAUGUUAACCUGUUUAAAACGGACACAAAGCAUAACUUGAAUCUAAAAGACACAUUAAAGAAAGAUGUAGGAGUAGUAAAUUAAUGAUUUAAUUAACACAGUUUCAGCUGUUAUUUGGAUCAAAUGUGAAAAUUGUGGUUUUUUUUUUAAAAACUGCAAUGAAUCAGCCAUGUAGAUUUGAUAUCUGUGGCCUUGUGCCUUUCAGCAGCAGUGUUUCAAGCUCUUAAACAACCCACACUUCUCCAUUUAUUAUGUCGUUUGUACAUCAGUUUAAUCAAUUUUUUUUCUUCCUAGAAAUGCUAAUUAAUGAGUAGAUACUAGAUCCAGAGAUGGCUGUGAGGAGGGGUUGCUUAUCCUGCUUUUAGUCUCAAGCCUCUGAUGUUCUGGGAGCUGCUGGUCAUCUGACGGUUCUGAUGCUCGUCCUGAUGGGUUCUCGUUUCGCCUUCAGAGGGUUUUAUGCUCAUUCUGGUCAGAGGUCUAAUUGCCCAAGUGGAAGGAUUUUUAACUUAGGUCUUUAGAAGUCUCAUCAGAGGACCCUUGUGUUUGUUUAUUAAGGAAAGCUUGACUCCUAGGUGCCUCUCUUAGGACUUAAUAUUCUAAAUUAACAUGAGUAACCUCUUGUAACCCCUCGUUCAGCAUCUCUUGGUCUAAUAACCUUUCCCUAGUUAGCAUUUCUACCAGAAGGUCUCUAAGUAGAAUCAGUCAGCUGACUACUGUACUACACAUAUGGCUGUGAUUAAACAGCAACUGGAUUUAUUUUGUCUUGUUAUUCUGACUAGUCUGUUUGAGGACAGAUUAGUUGCUGCCACAAUGAUGUACAUCAUGGCGAGACAACACCAGUGGAGUAUGGAAUGCCAGCUUUUGUAAGAAAUCGGUUGUGAAUGUUUUCUUUUUCUUCUUCAAUAAAGACAGAGGUGGUUUUCUUCAA
Molecule: messenger RNA, 3236 nt
Organism: Stegastes partitus (bicolor damselfish)
Lineage: Eukaryota; Metazoa; Chordata; Actinopteri; Pomacentridae
Gene: rwdd2b
Product: RWD domain containing 2B
Exons: 4
Coding region: 276-1178 (300 amino acids)
Molecular function (GO): protein binding
Source: RefSeq, a predicted model, not a curated record